Penicillium samsonianum is the source of this 222-nucleotide messenger RNA. RefSeq lists its product as uncharacterized. The transcript has a single exon. The record is from RefSeq and is a predicted model, not a curated record. Lineage: Eukaryota; Fungi; Ascomycota; Eurotiomycetes; Eurotiales; Aspergillaceae. The coding region runs from base 1 to 222 and encodes 73 amino acids.
AUGGCGGAUCGAGCAUCAGAUUCAAGUUAUGAUGGCAAAGUCGAAGAAGCAAGUGUCGCUAUGAAAAUGGAUGCAAAAUCUAUGAACCAGCUCUCCUCUUCCGGGAAGGCCGCGCAGCAAAAGAGAAGUGGAAAGGCAAUUGCAAGUCUCCAGGCUGCAGCAGAGCAAUUGAAAAGGGACGAAAACAAUAGCCAGGGACAAAGUCAAAAUCAACCAAGAUAA